Peromyscus maniculatus bairdii (prairie deer mouse) is the source of this 2003-nucleotide messenger RNA. Its product is annotated as serine protease inhibitor A3N-like. Lineage: Eukaryota; Metazoa; Chordata; Mammalia; Rodentia; Cricetidae. Gene Ontology annotation, molecular function: serine-type endopeptidase inhibitor activity. The record is from RefSeq and is a predicted model, not a curated record.
AAGAAGAUGGCCCUCCUUGUAGCUCUGGGGCUCUUCAUAGUGGGAAUCUGCCUUGUUGUUCUCUGUCUAACAUAUGGUACAUUGGGAAGGGACAUCGAAGUCCAUGAAGACCAAAACAAUGGGACAAAAAUGGACAGUUUAAAACUGGCCUCCAUCAACACUGACUUUGCCUUCAGCCUCUACAAGGAGCUGGCUUUGAAGAAUCCAAAUAAAAAUAUUCUCUUCUCCCCAUUCAGCAUCUCAGCUGCCUUGGCCAUCCUAUCUCUAGGAGCCAGCAGCAACACCCUGGAAGAGAUUCUAGGAGGUCUCAAGUUCAAUCUCACAGAGACCCCUGAGGCAGACAUCCACAGGGGCUUUGGGCACCUCCUCCACAUGCUCAGCCAGCCAGGAGACCAGGUAAAUAUCAGCAUAGGCAGCAUGAUAUUUGUUGACAAGCACCUGCAGAUCCUGACAGAGUUCAAGGAGAAGGCAAGGGCACUGUACCAGUCUGAGGCCUCCAUGACUGACUUCCAGCAGCCUGAUGAGGCCAAAAAGCUCAUCAAUGACUAUGUGAGGAAACAGACCCAGGGGAAGAUCAAAGAACUGAUGUCAGAACUGGAUGCGAGGACAGUAAUGGUGCUGGUGAACUACAUCUACUUUAAAGGAAAAUGGAAGAUGCCCUUUGACCCUGAAGAUACUUUUGAGGCCAAGUUCCACUUGGGCAAUAGCAGGUCUGUGAAGGUGCCCAUGAUGAACAUUGAGGAUCUGACCACACCCUACUUCCGGGAUGAGGACCUGUCCUGCUCUGUGGUGGAGCUGAAGUACACAAGCAAUGCCAGUGCCCUGUUCAUCCUCCCUGAUGAGGGCAGGAUGCAGCAGGUGGAAGCCAGCUUGCAACCAGAGACCCUGAAGAAGUGGAAGGACUCUCUGAGGCCCAGGAAGAUCGACCAGCUCUACGUGCCCAAGUUCUCCAUCUCCACUGACUACAGCCUGGAGAAAAUCCUUCCACAGCUGGGCAUCAGGGAAGUCUUCUCCGAAGAGGCUGACCUGUCUAGGAUCACAGGAACUAAGGACCUCAGAGUCUCUCAGGUGGUCCACAAGGCUGUGCUGGAUGUGGCUGAGACAGGCACAGAAGCAGCUGCUGCCACAGGACUCAAAGUGGUUCCCUUCAGUGCAAAACAUAUAUCAAUGACAGUCCGUUUCAACAGGCCAUUCCUGAUGAUUAUCUUUGACACAAAUACUCAGACUCCACUCUUUUUGGCCAAGAUCACAAACCCUAAAAGAGGCUAGAACUUCCCAAGUGGUGAGCCUUCUUCCUCGGAGCCAGGAAUUGAGCCUGUAUGUGGAUCUCUAUGUGCAGUUUGGCCUCAAUGCUCUAAAUAGGUGCGCCAUGCCUGGAUUGGACAGUGACAGUGACUAACUAUGACUCAAACAUACACAGGGCCCUUGGACAGUCAGUGUCAGGCUCCCAAUCCUCCUGGCUACACUAACUCAUGUUUCUGAACCUGAACUCUGUCUUUGUGUUCCUCCCUGCUGCCUCUCCUGUAUUUGCCUCUACACAAAAGCCUGGGCCCUGGCAGAAGGCUCUGUCCCUAUCUAGGCUCUGGUUAUGUCUGCCUUCAUCUUCGACAGGCUUGAUGGGACUAACCAAACCUAUAGGUCAACUAUGUGAACCUCACCCUAGCAUUGAGAAGGAAACCUGCCGCCCUGAGUCUAUUCCUGGCACCUGGUAUCACACUGUGCCCAGUUCCUGUCUCACACUUUCCCUCUUCCAGGCUCUGCCACCCACUGUCCCUUGCAGGGGCUCCUCACCCUGCCACAUCUGGCACAGUGUUGGAUCCCUCAUUCCUGCAGCUCAUGGAGUCGGUUGGUCAGACCAGCUCCUUUCCCCCCAGUACACCAACCUAGGGCAGAGGAGUCUUUUUCUUGGUUCCCAGCUGACCAUCCUCACACAACAGAUGGACACGUCCACCUUCCUUACCCAAAAUGCAGUGCUUCGAGCAAAGCAUCAAUAAAUGUAUAAC